Molecule: messenger RNA, 1133 nt
Organism: Triticum dicoccoides
Lineage: Eukaryota; Viridiplantae; Streptophyta; Magnoliopsida; Poales; Poaceae
Exons: 1
Coding region: 1-1020 (339 amino acids)
Source: RefSeq, a predicted model, not a curated record
AUGGGCAAGGUCGUCGACUCCGCCGGCUCCUCGUCGGGGCAGAAGCGGAAGAGCGAUGGUCACGAAGACAGUGUCGUGCCCGACGACCCCAACUUGCGGCUGUCGCUCGGCUGCAUCUACAGCAGCGUGUCCACGCAGUGCACGACUGCUACGACGCCGGCCGCUGUGAACCUCCUGCUGGCGCACCUACCUGUGCCUGCGGCCGGUGUGGCCAUUGCUACUGGAGUCCAGAUCGGUGCCUCCCCAACUGCAGUCGCGGCAUCUUCGUCGCGCAUCCUCGCUGCAUCGGCCUCCAUCCCAUUCAUGGCGAAACAACCGCCGACUACCUCUCUCGUGCCGCCGAUAAAGCCGGACGUGGUGGUCCCGCUCGGUUCACCGGUGGCAUGUUCCGCGCAACCUCCUUCGACCCGGCGGCGCAUCACCAAUGGCGUACUACCUCAACCUCAGCCGCCGUCGUCCAAGACUGGCUCCGUUUCUCAGGCUUCCACAAACGGCACCCCACCCGCGAUCCCGCCAUUUCCUUGGGCAACCAACCGCGCCGCGAUACACCACCCGAUCUCCUACCUCUUAGACCAGGGCAUCACCACCGUGGAGGGUGAGGUCAAGUGCAAACGCUGCGACGUCCUGAAGACGGUCUCCUACAACAUCGCCGUCAAGUUUAAGGAGGUCCGUGACUUCGUGACCCGCAACAUCCAUGACAUGGACGACCGUGCGCCAGCAGCAUGGAUGACCCCCGCUGUGCCGGACUGCGACGGGUGCGGACAGAGGAACAGCCUACGUCCGGUGAUAGCGUUGGAAAAGGAGAGGAUAAAUUGGGUGUUCCUGCUGCUGGGGCAGACGCUUGGGCUAUGCACGCUGGAACAGCUCAAGUAUUUCUGUGCGCGCACCGGCCAACACCGCACCGGCGCCAAGGACAGGGUGCUCUACUCCACCUACAUGGAGCUUUGUAGCCAGCUCUGCCCUGAAAGGCUCUUCAACCUGACGGCGGAGAGACAGAAGAGGGGUCAGCAGUAUUCCUGAGUGCCUAACCAAUGCAUGCACUAUAUGGCAAAUCGAUUAUGAUGUCUUUUCAUUUAUCUGUCUAUAUGGAUUACGUUAUGGAAAAUUGCGUGCAAUGAAAAAUGAAAUCAAUA